Molecule: messenger RNA, 3545 nt
Organism: Trichechus manatus latirostris (Florida manatee)
Lineage: Eukaryota; Metazoa; Chordata; Mammalia; Sirenia; Trichechidae
Product: zinc finger protein 782-like
Exons: 4
Coding region: 441-3062 (873 amino acids)
Biological process (GO): negative regulation of transcription by RNA polymerase II
Molecular function (GO): DNA-binding transcription repressor activity, RNA polymerase II-specific
Source: RefSeq, a predicted model, not a curated record
CACCAGUGAUGUUAUCCUGACCUCACAGAUCCCUGAAUGAUGGUUCAUGAAGGGUUUCAAGGUCAUCUACUUCUGACUCAUUUAAAAGCUUUAAAGAAAUGGGACCUGAGAGUGUCAGUGAAUUGUCCAUGGCCACCUAGUUUGUGACAGUCAGGAGUCACAGGUCAGUAGCCAAAAGCCUCUGAUCAAAACAUUUAAAAUUCUUUGUAACACACCUAUAUCCUCACUCAAGUUAAACAGUAUUACCAGGAACAUAGUUAAAUGUUGCAGCCUGAGUAUUUUCUGCUAUACUAAUUUUAAUGGAAGAAGACUGUCUUAUUCUUUGUUUUCUUUAAUUUUAUUACUCCUCGUUUUAUGGUUUUUUUUCUUUUAAUUGAUUUUAAGAACACAAAGUAUUGCUAAACAAUAGAAAAAAAAGUUUAUAUUUAACCAAAGAAAAGAUGCAUGUUCAAAUACACAUGAUCACUUCAGAGUCUCAUGUGGACAGGUGUUGCUGUCUAUACCUGGUCCUUUUCAAGGGCGAAAGGGCCAUAUCCUCACAGGGAGGCUGCUCCCCAGCUAGGGUGCUGAGAUUUUGGCAGGUGAGUCUAGUGACCCCAGUCAUCUUUCUAUCCCCACAGCUGAACAUUCAGUUUUCCUCGCUCUCUCAAGAGCUACAGAAAAUGAACACACCUCAGGCAUCAGUGUCAUUCAAGGACGUGGCUGUGGAGCUGACCCAGGAGGAGUGGCAGCACAUGGGCCCUGCUCAGAGGACCCUGUACAGAGACGUGAUGCUGGAGAACUACAGCCACCUCGUCUCAGUGGGGUAUUGCUUUACAAAACCAGAAGUGAUUUUCAAGCUGGAACAAGGAAGAGAUCCUUGCUUAUCAGAUGAAGAAUUUUUACACAGGAGCUAUAUAGACUGCCAGCUUGAUGACUGCUUAGAGAAGAGCCUGGGAAACCAAGACAAACAUUUGUGCCAAGUUUUAUUCACCAACAACAAAAUACUGACCAGUGAGCAAGAGAAAUUGGCAGGAAAGGCACGUAAAGAGGGCAUAGACAUAUUUACUUCAAGAAAAAUGCUCUGUACAGAUGACACUACAGGACCUACUUACUUGGGUCUCAUACCAUUGGCCCCACAUUGUAAUUAUUCAAGAAAGAAUGAUGAUGAGUUUAAUGUGUAUGAAAAAUCGCUCCUCAGAAUUUGGAAUGAGAGAUCAAAUACUGUAGAGGAAUCUUUGGCUUGUUAUCAAAAUGUGAAAGCCCUCAGUUGGGAGAAGAAACAUAUUCAGCAUCAGACAAUUCAGACUUUGGGGCAAACUUUUGAAUAUAAUGAACAUGGAAAAGCUUUCCUUGAGAAGGCUGCCCUCAUUACACCAAUUAGUAACCACACAAAACUAAAACGUUAUAAUCAGUUUGGUAAAAACCUAUGUGAUAAAUCAACCCUUUCUGUCUCUUGGAGCAUUCCCACAGAAGAGAAGAAUCACUAUGAAUUUAAUAAAAAUGGAUGUAGUCAGUAUGGGAAUAAUUUCCAUCGGGUUGUUCAACUUCAGAGAACUGACACUGGAGGGAAAACUUGGAACAAAAAAUCAGACCUCCAAGAACAUCAGAGAACUCACACGGCAGAGAAAUUUUGUGUCUAUAACAAAUGCAAUAAGGAAACCUUUAACUGCCAGUUACCUUUAAAUGUGUGUCACAGAACUCAUAUAAGGGAAAACCCCUUAUCUAGGAAGUCAACCCUCAUUUUACAUAAGAAAGCUCACACAGUGGACAAAUGCUAUGAAUGUAAUGAAUGUGUGACUACUUUUAGCAAGAAGUCAGGACUAACAAAACAUCAGAGCACGAACUUGGAGGAGAGAUCCUUUGAAUGCAAUGAAUGUGGAAAAUCUUUCAAACUGAAGUCUUACCUAAGCAAACAUCGGAUCACUCACACCAGCGAGAGGCCCUAUAAAUGUGAUCAGUGUGGGAAGUCUUUCAUCCGAAAGUCACACUUCAGUGAACAUCAGAGAAUUCACACAGGGGAAAAACCCUAUGAAUGUAAUGAAUGUAGGAAACGUUUCAGAUGUAAGUCACUCCUUAGAGAACAUCAGAGAAUUCACACAGGGGAAAAACCCUAUGAGUGUAAUGAAUGUAGGAAAUGUUUCAGGUGUAAGUCACUCCUUAGAGAACAUCAGAUGACUCACACAAGUGAGAGACCAUAUAUAUGUGAAAAAUGUGGGAAAUCUUUCAAGCUGAAGUCAAUCCUCAAACUACAUCAGAGAACCCACACAGGAGAGAAACCCUAUAAAUGUGAACAAUGUGGGAAGUGGUUUGGCUCUAAGUCAUCUCUUAGAGGACAUCAGAGAAUUCACACAGGAGAGAGACCUUAUAAAUGUGAUGAAUGUGGGAAAUGUUUCAAGCUGAAGUCAUAUCUGGGUGAACAUAAGAAAACUCACAGAGGGGAAACACCGAAUGAAUGUAACAUAUGUAGGAAAAGUUUCAGGUAUAAGUCAAUCUUAAUAAAACAUCAAAGAACUCACACAGGGGAGAGACCCUAUAAAUGUGAUGAAUGUAGGAAAGGUUUCAAGUAUAAUUCACACCUGCGACUACAUAAGAGAAUUCAUAUGGCAGAGAGACCAUAUAAAUGUGAAGAAUGUGGAAAAUCUUUUAGGUGGAAGUCUUGCCUUACCCUACACCAGAGAACUCACAACAGACAGAAACUCUUUGAAUGUAAAGAAUGUGGGAAAACUUUAAGCUGUAAGUCAGCCCUCACCCAACAUCAUAGAAUACACACAGGGGAGAAACCUUAUGAGUGUAAUGAAUGUGGGAAAGCUUUCCGCUGUAAAUCAGACCUGAGAUUACAUCAGAUAACACACACAGGUGAGAAACCCUAUGAAUGUAAUGAGUGUGGGAAAGCUUUCUACCGAAAUUCAUACCUUAGAGCUCAUCAGAGAAAUCACAGGGAGAGACCAUAUGAAUGUGAUGAAUGUGGGAAAGUUUUCAGCUGGAAGUCAGAUUUCAGAGAACAUCAGAAAACACAUGCAGUGGAAAAACCUUACAAUGUAAGCCAUGUGGGAAGUAUUUCAGGUGUAAGCCAACCCUAAUUCUAAUUGCACUCACAAGUGAGAAACCCUUUGAAUGUGGCGAAUUAAGAAAACUUUUAGCAAGAAUCAGCACUAAGACAAUCUCACAGAACAGAAAUCUUCCCACCAGAAGUCAACCUUCGACUUGCACAUCGGUAAUUCCCAUAUGACAUGUACUGAUUAAUUUGAUACCAAUAACUAUUUCCUCUUCUCCCUAAGCUAACAAUUUUUCUAAAUUUCCCACUCUUUCAUCCAAGAGAUGUCUUGUCACUUACAUCUGACUAGUAGAAUGUGUGCUUAGUGAAAAGUCCUGUAAGCAACAUCCUUCAAAAUCCUGCAUAUUCUGUGUUCUUCCUCAUCAAAAUGGGAUGGAAAUGACUCCCAGGGAGACCAUGGGACUCAUGAACACAAGAUUAAAGCACACAAGAUGGAACAAGAGUCCAUCUUGUCCAUCCAAGAUGGAACAGGGUCCAAGAGUGAGGAAAAAAGAGUGUCCUCCGUGUA